Molecule: messenger RNA, 658 nt
Organism: Somion occarium
Lineage: Eukaryota; Fungi; Basidiomycota; Agaricomycetes; Polyporales; Cerrenaceae
Source: the annotation of a GenBank genome assembly
UGAUGAACGCAAAUUCUCCACAAGUUCACUCUACGCGUUUAUCAUCAUCUCAGGCCUGCUAAAACAUCAAUUUCCUCUUACGACGUCCCCUCCUCACUCGUGCCCACUUCCCUCUCUUCGUAUGCUAUCAAUCCUGUUCGUUCCUCGACGUUCUCUGUUCUCAACAAUCCUUCUCUUACAUGGCUGAUCCGUCCCGCAACGGAGUGUCCAUAGGUUCACAAUCGCUCCAAUAUCAUCCUGACAACUGUUUUGCUUCCCGAAGCUUUCUACCCCGACAGUCGCUCCAGUCUGUCAGGUCAUCUGCAACACGCAGUCGUCUACAGCUAUAUCGACCCAUGACUGUGGUCCACACCUUCCCACCUAACUCUCUCACACUCUAUUGCUUGUGCAAAUCACAAAGGUUCUUCCCUUCCAGUCGCCCCUCCAACCGGCGUUCCCAACACGACAUACUUUCCGGCGAAGGGUUUGAUUCUUCGACGCCACCGGCAUUUCGGAAUGGGGGAAGCUUCAGAAUCUGAGAAAGCUCCCGGGCUCUUAGCUAAAGUGUAACUCUAUGAAUGCCGGACAGCGGCGAUUACGGGGAGCUUCUCUAGAGCGUUUGCCUUUCUGCGUAUGUAGUACCCAAGUAUACUAGACCUUCGCGGUUCAUGACUUCGGC